This is a messenger RNA of Paramormyrops kingsleyae, 3411 nucleotides long. The record is from RefSeq and is a predicted model, not a curated record. Lineage: Eukaryota; Metazoa; Chordata; Actinopteri; Osteoglossiformes; Mormyridae.
AUGGCCCAGUGGAACCAGUUGCAGCAGCUGGACCCCAGAUACCUGGAGCAGCUGUACCACCUGUACAGUGACAGCUUCCCGAUGGAGCUGCGGCAGUUCCUUGCCCCUUGGAUCGAGAGCCAGGACUGGGCCUACGCUGCCAACAAAGAGUCCCACGCCACCCUGGUGUUCCACAACCUCUUGGGGGAGAUUGAUCAGCAGUACAGCCGGUUCCUGCAGGAGAGCAACGUCCUUUACCAGCACAACCUGAGGAGGAUCAAGCAGCAUCUGCAGAGCAAGUACCUAGAGAAGCCUAUGGAGAUUGCCCGCAUUGUGGCCCGCUGCUUGUGGGAAGAGCAGCGCCUGCUGCAGACGGCCACCACGGCCUCCCAGGAUGGACAGGCUGCCCACCCCACAGGAACAGUUGUGACCGAGAAGCAGCAGAUGCUUGAGCACAGCCUACAGGAUGUCAGGAAGAGGGUACAGGAUAUGGAGCAGAAGAUGAAGAUGCUAGAAAACCUGCAGGAUGACUUUGACUUUAACUACAAAACCUUGAAAAGCCAAGGAGAACUGUCACAGGACUUGAACGGCAACAGCCAGGCCGCAGCCACCCGCCAGAAAAUGGCCCAGCUGGAGCAGAUGCUCACAGCCCUGGACCAGCUCAGAAGGCAAAUUGUGACAGAGAUGGCAGGGCUGCUGUCGGCGAUGGAAUUUGUGCAGAAGAACCUGACGGAGGAGCUGGCCGAGUGGAAAAGAAGGCAACAGAUUGCCUCGAUUGGAGGAACCCCCAAUAUCUGCCUGGAUCGUCUGGAGAACUGGUUUACAUCCUCGGCCGAGUCCCAACUGCAGAUCCGACAGCAGAUCAAGAAGCUGGAGGAGCUGCAGCAGAAAGUGUCCUACAAGGGAGACCCUAUUAUCCAGCAUCGGCCAGCUCUGGAAGAGAAGAUUGUGGACCUCUUCCGAAACCUCAUGAAGAGUGCGUUUGUGGUGGAGCGUCAGCCUUGUAUGCCCAUGCAUCCAGACCGGCCUUUGGUCAUCAAAACCGGUGUUCAGUUCACCACCAAAGUGAGGCUACUGGUGAAAUUUCCGGAGUUGAAUUACCAGCUAAAAAUCAAAGUCUGCAUUGACAAAGAAUCGGGGGAUGUUGCUGCUCUGCGCGGGUCACGAAAGUUCAACAUACUGGGUACUAACACGAAAGUGAUGAACAUGGAGGAGUCCAACAAUGGCAGUCUCUCUGCGGAGUUCAAGCACUUGACUUUGAGGGAGCAGAGAUGCGGGAAUGGUGGAAGGACCAGCAGUGAUGCCUCUUUGAUUGUGACAGAGGAACUCCACCUUAUAACUUUUGAAACUGAGGUCUACCACCAAGGGCUGAAGAUUGACUUAGAGACGCAUUCCCUCCCAGUCGUCGUGAUCUCCAACAUCUGUCAGAUGCCGAAUGCCUGGGCCUCAAUCCUGUGGUACAACAUGCUCACCAACCACCCGAAGAAUGUGAACUUCUUCACCAAACCGCCGGUGGCCACAUGGGACCAGGUGGCUGAAGUUCUGAGCUGGCAGUUCUCCUCGACCACCAAGCGAGGCCUCAACAUCGAGCAGCUCACCACCCUGGCAGAGAAACUCUUGGGGCCAUGUGUGAACUACUCGGGGUGCCAGAUAACCUGGGCAAAGUUCUGCAAAGAAAACAUGGCUGGCAAAGGCUUCUCCUUCUGGGUCUGGCUGGACAACAUCAUUGACUUGGUGAAGAAGUACAUCCUGGUAUUGUGGAAUGAAGGGUACAUCAUGGGCUUCAUCAGCAAGGAGCGGGAGCGGGCCAUCCUGAGCACCAAGCCCCCCGGCACCUUCCUGCUACGCUUCAGUGAGAGCAGCAAGGAAGGUGGCAUCACCUUCACCUGGGUGGAGAAGGACAUCAACGGAAAGACUCAGAUUCAGUCUGUGGAGCCGUACACCAAACAGCAGCUCAACAGCAUGUCCUUCGCCGAGAUCAUCAUGGGCUACAAGAUCAUGGAUGCCACCAGCAUCCUGGUUUCCCCACUCGUCUACCUCUACCCAGAGAUCCCUAAGGAAGAGGCAUUUGGGAAGUACUGCAGAACCGAGGCCGCUGAGUCUGACCCGACUGACCCAGGUAGUGCUGUACCAUACCUGAAAACAAAGUUCAUCUGCGUCACCCCGUGCCCCUCCGUGUUCAUGGACUUGCCGGACAGCGAGCUCCUGGCGAAUGGAUUCCCCGGUACAAACUCGGGAAACACUAGUGACCUGUUCCCCAUGUCCCCUCGCACCCUGGACUCAUUGAUGCACAAUGAGGGGGCUGAAGCCAACCCUGGCCCCUUGGAAUCCCUCACUCUAGACAUGGACUUCAGCUCUGACGCAGCUUCGCCCAUGUGAGGACCAGACAAGAGCCAUUGGCCCACAGGAUGGAUGAACACUUGUCUCAAGCUGUUGUCCUUCACUCACUGAUUACCUAGCAUACUGCAGCCUUGUGAUGGCAAGAAGCCUAUUACAUCAUGGUUCUUUUUUUUCUUUUUUUCUUUUUUUACUCUUCAAACAUUACUAAACAUUGCAUAUCAAGGAAGCUACACUUCUUUUUUUAUAGCUAUAAAACUGGAUAAUCAGUACAUUAUAUACAUCUGUUACUGGUAUCAGCAAUGUCUCCCAAACGUCUUUCUCUCAUAAUGGUAAGAAAUGUAUGAAAUAUAUAUAUAUAUAUAUUAUUUUUUUAAAACGUUAUGGAUAUUUGGCAUUGUAUUCUUUUACUCUUGGAGCUAAAGUCUUUUAAGAUCUGCAGGACUCGCGGGGGACGGCAGGAGACAGAACAUGGCAAGCAGUUGUUUGUUAAACAGUCUUCACCAGUUUCGCAAGUUACCAAUUGAAGAAGCAUUUUUCAUGGGUAAUUUCAAACCAUUCUGAGUUGUUUCCUGUCACUGCCCCCCACAUGGCCACUCUCUGCUAGCGGGUUUCCUGCUGUGAAUGACUGGCUUGGGAGCAUUUGUGUGUAGCUGCUAGCCAGGCGUGUCAUGGUUGUGGGAGGUGCCACUUUGGCGCCCAUAACGGCCUCUUCGGCUAUUGGAAUGGCCAAUCAGUAUUUGUUCAACUGUAUGGUCUGCGGUUUGUCCUUUUCUAUGUUGUUUUUCCGUCUUGCCGUCUUUUAAUCACCUUUUGUGUAAUUUCAGUCUAUCAAGACUGUGUAGGGUUCUGUUUUGUGUUUCCCUUUCUCUGAAACAACCUGGUCCCAAGACGACAGGAUUGUGAGGCAUUUACGGUUUGUUCCAACGACGGGUCUGGGUAUUGUGGGCUUUCAUACACUAUACUGCUUUUUAAAUGCCAUAUUUUAAAAUGACUUCAGUACUGUUCAUGUCAAGCAGGAAAAAUAAAGCUGCAUGGUCAAAAAUCAAUGCUCAGUUUAUAAUCCUAUUAUUAAAAUAUUGACCUUAAUAUAAA